This is a messenger RNA of Sphaeramia orbicularis (orbiculate cardinalfish), 1434 nucleotides long. RefSeq names its product zinc finger protein 771-like. Gene Ontology annotation, cellular component: nucleus. The coding region runs from base 79 to 1224 and encodes 381 amino acids. Gene Ontology annotation, biological process: regulation of gene expression. The record is from RefSeq and is a predicted model, not a curated record. The transcript is spliced from 3 exons. Lineage: Eukaryota; Metazoa; Chordata; Actinopteri; Kurtiformes; Apogonidae.
GCUCCAGCGGCUCGGAGCGGGCCGUUUCCGGUCGGUUUGUUAUUGUCUGCGUACGUUUCCGGUGUGGAUGCGGCCAAAAUGACCAAAGUGCAGCUGCUGAACGCCUACCUGACGGAGCGGCUGACGGUGGUGGUGAAGGAGAUCCUGGCCGUGGUGGAGGACACGGUGUCCGAGUACCGGGAGGAGGCGGCGCGCGCACGGCAGGAGAACGACAGCCUCCGGCGGCAGCUGCGGGACAUCCUGCUGCUGGAGGCCGAGACCGAGUGGCUGAGAUCCACUGGGUCAGUUCUGAGUUUCGCACCCCCCGAGCAUCAGUCCACCGAUCUGGACCAGAGUCCCCACCCCCAGGAACCUGACUCCCCCCCAACCCGGCCCCGACAGCCCCCCGUGGUACCAGUCCAGUUGGAGACCCCCCCACAGCAGAACCUGGUCCCGGGUCAGGAGCAGGCGGACCCGGUCCCAAAACCCGAGGGGGUUCUGAAACCCAACCCUCUACUGGAGCCUCCUCAGUCCUCCUUGGUCAUGGUGGUCCAGGAGGAGGUCCAGGUUCUGGCCCCAGCUCGGGUUCCAGUUCUGAUCAAAGCUGAACCAGAGGAGGUGAACGUGAGUGAACCUGAACACACCGCUGACGGUGCGACGUGGGAGGAGGCGGGGCUGCGAUGCAUGACAGAGGUGGACAGGAUCCAGACAGACUCCCACGAGACCCAGAGGACCAAGACCAGCACCCGGGACCAGGAACUGUCCUCGGUGGUGGCGGACGACGACAGCGGCACGGCGUCCUACGUCCCUGAACUGGUCCACCGCUGCCCCCGCUGCGGCGAGGCCUUCGGUCAGGCUGCAGGGCUCCGCCUCCACCUGGAGCAGAAGCGAAAGACGUACGCCUGCGACUGGUGCUGCAAGUCGUUCGCGCAGUCGGCCGACCUGCGGCGCCACCUGCGCACGCACACGGGCGAGCGUCCGCACCGUUGCACCUUCUGCUCCAAGAGCUUCAGCCAGAGGGGGAACCUGCGGCGCCACCUGCGCAUCCACACAGGCGAGCGUCCGUACAGCUGCCCGUUCUGCUGCCGCACCUUCAGCGACGGCGACACCAUGAAGAAACACAAACGCACGCAUUCGGGCGAGAAACCGUACGGCUGCGCUCACUGCAGUAAGACCUUCAGCAGCGCCGGCGGUCUGCAGGUGCAUCUGAGGAAGGACCGCUGCUACGCCAGUGCCAACGCAUGAGUGCCUGAGCACCGACGGACGGACGGAAGGAUAGGGGGCGGGGCUCAGAUGGGGCGGCGCCACCUGCAGGACUGCAUCAACUGCACAAGACGUUCCUGAUGUUGAUGAUAUGGACAAAAGUCUGUGGACGCAUUGAAUUCAGGCGCUUUUUAAAGACGUGAAUGUAGUUUUAAAAUGAACAGGUCCAAACCCUGAACCUGGUCCAAACCU